This is a messenger RNA of Jatropha curcas, 1529 nucleotides long. Its product is annotated as protein DJ-1 homolog B. Gene Ontology annotation, cellular component: cytoplasm. NCBI's taxonomy places the organism in Eukaryota, Viridiplantae, Streptophyta, Magnoliopsida, Malpighiales, Euphorbiaceae. The record is from RefSeq and is a predicted model, not a curated record. Gene Ontology annotation, biological process: glyoxal metabolic process.
CCACUUUUAAAAAUAUAAUUAAUAAAAAAAAAAACGAAAAUGGCAUUAAUGCGCCACGUAACCCCUCAAUCUCUCCUUCACUCUUCUCUGUUGUCUUCAAAACUCCCUGCUUCCAAGUCUCGCUUCUCCUUCUCUGUCAAAGUUACAGGUACAAUGGCUUCCUCUAAUAAGAAGGUUUUGGUGCCGGUCGCGAAUGGAACGGAGCCGAUGGAGGCGGUGAUAACUAUCGAUGUGUUAAGGAGAGCCAGCGCUGACGUUACUGUAGCUUCUGUUGAGAAGCAGCUUCGUGUUGAGGCUGGCCACGGCGUUAAGAUCAUCGCCGAUUCUCUCAUUUCUGAUUGCUCGGACGCCGUUUUUGAUCUUAUUUCUCUCCCUGGAGGCAUGCCGGGCGCUACCAACCUUAAAAAUUCUGGCGCCUUGGAAAGCAUGGUGAAGAAGCAGGCUGCAGAUGGCCGGCUUUAUGCAGCGGUUUGUGCUUCUCCUGCAGUGGCUCUUGGCUCAUGGGGUGUGCUAAAGGGAUUAAAGGCAACUUGUUACCCAUCAUUUAUGGAGCAGUUGCAAUCUUCUGCGACGGCUGUUGAAUCAAGGGUGCAACAGGACGGCGUAGUUGUCACAAGUCGCGGACCUGGCACUACCAUGGAGUUUGCUGUUGCGCUGGUUGAGCAAUUGUAUGGGAAAGAGAAGGCUAAUGAAGUUUCUGGUCCUCUGCUGAUGCGUACCAACCAUGGGGAUGAAUAUACCAUAAAGGAGCUAAAUCCAGUUGAGUGGACCUUUGAUAAUAUUCCUCAGGUUCUUGUGCCUAUUGCUGAUGGUACAGAGGAAAUGGAAGCUAUUAUGAUAAUCGAUAUUCUACGACGAGCUAAGGCAAAUGUUAUUGUGGCCUCCGUUAAGGACAAGCUGGAAGUUUUGGCUUCUCGUAAAGUUAAACUAGAGGCAGAUAUGCUCCUUGAUGAGGCUGCUAAACUUUCAUAUGAUCUAAUUGUCUUACCUGGUGGGCUGGGUGGUGCCCAAGCAUUUGCAAAAUCAGAAAAGCUGGUUAAUAUGCUAAAGAAACAGAGGGAAUCAAAUAGACCAUAUGGAGCAAUAUGUGCAUCUCCAGCUUUAGUCCUGGAGCCUCAUGGCUUGCUUAAGGGUAAAAAAGCCACAGCUUUUCCUCCGCUGUGCGAGAAGCUGUCAGAUCGAAGUGAAACCGAGAACAGGGUUGUGGUUGAUGGCAACCUCAUUACUAGUAGAGGGCCUGGAACUUCAAUGGAGUUUGCGUUGGCAAUUGUUGAGAAGCUGUUUGGACGACCGAAAGCACUGGAACUUGCAAAGAUAAUGCUUUUCACACACCCAUAGUACUUACAUUUUCAUGCUUCUACUACUGUUUGAAAAGAGUUAUUACUUUAGUUACUGUGCUAUAGAAGAGAGAGACAUGGGAGAGCCGAAUUCAUAUUUGACAUGAAUUCAGGUUACACUGUUGCGGUUAUAUCAGUAUGAUUUCUUUUGUUUAUAAAUAAAUGAGUGAGAACCUACUGAUUUGUGCUUGU